GUGCAUCUCAUAUUUUUUGCACAAUAUUUUAUAAUAUAACACGAGAGUUUAUGUUAAAUUGUGAGAUGACAGAAUCUAUGAUGAGUCUUACUUUAACGGAACCCCUUAGCAUUGCCCUUGUAUUAAAGUUAGUUUAGUCCGACAGUCUUAUCGAAUAUGUCUCGUCCACUUCACUACAUACACCGUCUACUUCACGACAUGACACUGCACAUACAUAAAAGAAAUGCAUCCAGAGACAAAUAUUAUUAUAAUUUGGAGUGUCAGAUUUACUCGAACUUGGUAGAUGGGAGUGUUUGGAUGAUAAGGAUUUCAAAAAAUCUCCGCGUUCUUUUCUGUUUGUUUCAAUCAUGAUACAAUAAUGGUGUUUGGCUAUAUUACGAUGAUCUUGAUUGUUUGGAAAUUAAUUCGGAAGAAGCAAAAAUCUGUGGAAAUCCACUGCAACAUUUGCUGUUAUGAAAUGCUUUCUUGUGGAUCGUGUGCUACUGCCUCCAGAUGAUGAAACUUGUGGUUCGCCUAAAUGGAUCGGUAAGGGUCUCACUUGCGUUUGCUUCAAGCGAAAGGGAAAUUAUCAGCGGAUUUGUAUGAACUUGACACCCCUUCAGGAAGAAAGAAUGGGACGAUUGAAGCAAAGAAUGAAGGUUUACUUUGAUGCUACUAGGCCGGAUCACCAGGAAGCGCUGAGAGCUUUAUGGUACGCUACAUUUCCUGGACAAGAGCUUAAGGGUUUGAUAUCUGAUCAAUGGAAAGAGAUGGGAUGGCAAGGAAGAGAUCCGUCUACCGAUUUCAGAGGAGCUGGAUUCAUUUCUUUGGAGAACCUGCUGUUCUUUGCAAAGACAUUUUCAGCAUCUUUCCAGUGUCUAUUGAAAAAGCAGAGAGGAAAGCGAGCUGCUUGGGAAUAUCCUUUCGCUGUUGCUGGUGUCAACAUCACGUUUAUGAUCAUGCAAAUGCUUGACCUUGAUGCCAGAAAACCCAGGACUUUCAUAAGAACAGUUUUCUUACAAAUGUUGUUAGAAAAUGAAUGGACCUUCGACUUGCUGUACUGCGUUGCAUUCAUGGUUAUGGACAAACAGUGGCUCGAGAGAAAUGCUACAUACAUGGAGUUCAAUGAUGUUUUGAAAUCGACGCGAGCUCAACUGGAGAGGGAGCUGCUAAUGGAUGAUGUUUUGCGGAUUGAAGACAUGCCUUCUUACAGCCUUCUUUGUUGAUGGGAACCAACCUAGAAGCUCUGCAAGCGCAUACUCUUUCGUUCCUUUUAAAAUCCAUGACUAACCGAAAAAUUGUACAAUUUCUACCUCCCUCACUCGGAGUAAGCAAUAUCAAUAGGGACAGUUGCGACAGUUUCACUGCAUACUUGCUCGUAUACAAAAUUGUAUGUCGACUGAAAUUAUUUUGUCUUGAAGGGUCCAGGAAAGGAAAUUAACUGCUUGUUUCGUUAUAUUAUUCAGAAGUGAAAGCUUAGAUGUAUUCAACAGGACAAUACAGCAGAUUACUUGUAAACGUAGAAAGUUGUAACAAGGAAUCACAGGACUCACAACCAGUGUUUAUAAAGGUGAAGGCGUAAAGCAAGGCGUUCAAUGUCUCACAAAUCUUGAGGCAUUGAGGCGUAAGCCUUGAGGCGUUAGGCUUACGGAAAUCCGAUAUAAAUUUGCUGUAAAGCUGUGAGAUAAAUAAGUUGUCCCUUUGCAGCUGACAUGCAUAAUUUGGCUGCUUUGAUUCUUUGAAAAAUGAAAAGAUUUUGAGUGCAAUGUUCACCUUUA
Malus domestica (apple) is the source of this 1757-nucleotide messenger RNA. RefSeq lists its product as uncharacterized. Lineage: Eukaryota; Viridiplantae; Streptophyta; Magnoliopsida; Rosales; Rosaceae. The record is from RefSeq and is a predicted model, not a curated record.